CUCCGCGCGCCUCCGCGCCGCUCCACAAACAGCCGCGCGCGCAGGCGGAGGACGCACACUGCGGGGAGAUGAGAGCCGUGGCAUGUCCCGGAGCCGCAGACGAGCCGCUCGGAGCCGGUCACCUCCCCGCAACCUGGGCUGCUCCCGCGCACCUCCAGGAGUCAUGCUGUUCCGUCAGAGGCUUUUACCGCCUCAUCGGGCUGGAUUGAAAAGAGAAAGUUCCGUUUGGAAUUGAAAUCUAUACGCACUUGUUCUUUUGGGGGGUUGUUUUGAGCACCGUGAAUGAGAUCUUCACACUCCCGGUGACUUCAGAGGAUCCGUUUCUUUGCUGCGUAUUUUGGGAUUACAGCUGCAGGAAGGAGAUAUGCUGAUGUUAUUGGUGGUCAGUCUGUCCGUGUUGGUGAAUCCAGGACCCUGUGUGGACGUGUUUCGAGCAGGUGUGGCCCCCCGCUGUGAGAGCCGAGCCUGCAACCCCCGCAUGGGUAACCUGGCUCUGGGUCGCCAGGUUUUGACACAGACCGUCUGUGGCAACAACGGCACUGAGCUCUCCUGCUUGUACUCGGACCCCAACUCCAACCUGGCCUGCAGCGCCCCCAAGUGCUCCAAAUGCAACGCCGGCCUGGCUCACUUGUCCCAUCAGGCAGGCUUCAUGUCUGACUCCUCCUUCCGCCACCCAAACACCUGGUGGCAGUCUGCGGAGGGGGUGGAGUCUGAGACGGUGCAGCUGGACCUGGAGACCACCUUCUACUUCACUCACCUCAUCAUCGUCUUUCGCUCCACGCGGCCCGCCGUCAUGACCCUGGAGCGCUCGCAGGACUUUGGACGGACGUGGGAGACGCUGCAGUACUACGCCAGCAACUGUAGUGCCUCCUUCGGGAUGCAGGAGAACAAGGGGGUCCAGGACGGACCCGCCUGCACCUCCAAGUACUCGGGAGCGUUUCCUUGCAACCGAGGAGAGGUGAUCUACCGAGCCCUCCCCAAGUGGAAGUCCAUGGAUCCAUUUGGAAUGGAGGGCCAGCAGCAGCUCCGAGUGACCAACCUCCGCAUCCAACUGCUGAAGCAUCAGUCGUGUCCGUGCCAGGCCAAAGUCCUCGCCUCUUCAAACAAAGCUCUUCCUACUCGCCAUUUCGCCAUUUAUGACCUGAUAGUGAAGGGAAGCUGCUUCUGUAACGGACAUGCCGAGCAGUGUGUGCCCGCACCCGGAUACCAACCUGUCAGAGACCGGACCAACCACGUGGUUCAUGGGAAGUGUGUAUGUAGACACAGCACUGCAGGUGAGCACUGUGAGCGCUGUGCUCCUCUGUACAACGACAGACCCUGGCAGCCAGCUGACGGAUUGACAGGAGCUCCACAUGAAUGCCGAAAGUGCAAGUGCAACGGGCACGCUCAAAGCUGCCGCUUUGACUGGACAGCGUGGCGUGAGUCUGGCCAGCGGAGUGGAGGCGUAUGCGACUGUCUGCAUAACACAGAAGGUCGUCAGUGUCAGAAAUGCAAAGCUGGCUUCUACAGAGAUCCUCGGAGACCCCAAACUGCACCGGACUCUUGCAAACCAUGCACUUGUCAUCCUAUGGGCUCCAUACUUUACAACUCGACUGACGGCUCGAUGUGCGACCCCUCCAACGGAAACUGCAUCUGCAAGCCUGGAGUCGGGGGGGAGCAGUGCGACAGGUGCAUGGUGGGAUAUUGGGGCUUUCAUGAGUACGGCUGCCGCCCGUGCGACUGUGCAGGAGACUGCGACCCGUUUACAGGAGACUGCAUGUUCGGGCCUGAUUUGGACCCGAACAACCUGGAGGGAAACUCCAGUGAGGCGUCAAGGAUCUUCAGGACGGACGAACUCUUCUCUGCUUUCCAUUACUCAGAGAAAUGUGAAUGCAAGGAGCAAGUCCUGACCACCAGCAAACUCUUCUGCACCAUGAAUUAUGCAUACGUGCUGAAGGUGAAGGUCCUGACGGCCCACGAUAAAGGCUCCCACGCAGAGGUGGAGGUCAAAGUUCAGAAGGUUCUCAGCCAGAGCAGCAAGAUGAAGAUCCAACGAGGUCGAGUUACUCUUUACCCCGAGUCCUGGACUGCACGGGGCUGCACCUGCCCCAUCCUCAACCCAGGUGUGGAGUACCUGGUGGCGGGUUACCUGGACCGCAAACAGGGCCGUCUCCUGGUGAACAUGAAAAGCUUCGUGAAGCCUUGGAAGGCCAGCUUGGGCCGCAAAGUCCUCACAAUGCUAAAGAAAGACUGCAACUGGUAGAAGGACAAACACGGCCCCGGAGGAACGACUUUUCUGACAGAUGAGACUGUUUCUGAUUUCCAAAAGCCCAGCAACUUUCUUCUCUUUGUUUUUUUUUCUUCUUCCUGACUCCCAGCAUGUGGAUUUAAAAAAAAAUCCCAGUUUUGGAGAACUGAACUAACUGAGAGGAACGAACCCUCCAUCUCUGUCAAGAUGGUCAACAGCGGCACAAGCAGAAGUAUGCGCGGGUUUGUUUUAUAAAAACAGACGUCUUGCAUCUGAUAAACUGUUCUUCCAGCGUGGGAUUCCAGGAAGAACCGUUGCUGUUGCAGAUGUCCGACCUGAGUGACUGAAAAGGCAAAGACAAACUGCUCUUUCUGUUCUGCAGCACUUUAGCCUAAAACUGGACUGAGAAAACACGGACACACAAAGAAAGAAGGAUUUAACGCCCACUCUAAGCACACUAUAGAUAUACCACGUCCAUUGUCCCGACAGUGGACACACUCUCAAAGAGCCAGCCGUAUGUAAGUAGUUCACACGCAAUGUGCAAAGCACACAGAACAAGCCAUACAAGCCACUACAGGUGGAUAAAUCUUAGUCAAUCCAGGUGCGCCUGUGAUGAAAUCGGAGUAAAUGGGUUUUGCCCUGGACGUGAAUGUAUUUGCCUUUGUUACUGUGUGAGCACUAGAGGCUGAGGCGCUAAAAUACGAGCACAGUCUCUGAAGAUUCUGUCUAAGCCUGAAUCCAUCUCAUGUUUAUCACUGUCAUGUGUACAACACAUCUCCUAUGAGCUCCUGCUCCUUCCUUUGUGCUCCUGUACAGUAUUAUUUGUAUAUAUCUAUAUAAAUAUUAUUUCUCUUUUA
Oryzias melastigma (Indian medaka) is the source of this 3084-nucleotide messenger RNA. It is a transcript of the gene ntn4, whose product is annotated as netrin 4. Gene Ontology annotation, biological process: basement membrane assembly; substrate adhesion-dependent cell spreading; cell migration. The transcript has 10 exons. Gene Ontology annotation, cellular component: laminin trimer. The record is from RefSeq and is a predicted model, not a curated record. The coding region runs from base 365 to 2242 and encodes 625 amino acids. Lineage: Eukaryota; Metazoa; Chordata; Actinopteri; Beloniformes; Adrianichthyidae. Gene Ontology annotation, molecular function: protein binding.